AGAAGGACGAAAGUUACGGAUUAGGUGCUUCUCCUCUGGAGGGUGAAGUCAAAGCCAUCAUUGGACUUUUUUUGUUUGUUUGUUUGUUUUUGUUUUUGUUUUGUUUUAUUAUUCUAAAGUUUAACAACAAUCUAAACGCCCUUCAAGACAAGUUGAUGGGGAUUUUUCUUCAUCUAAGGAAUGUCUUGUUUUAUGACUCGGGAGUCCGUUAGGCUACGGUUCGGGAUUUUGCAGAACUAUUAUGGAAUAAACUACGCAACGAAGUGGCACCAAGAGAACCAGCUGAUUUGAAAAUUUUUACUUUUGUUCUGUUUUAUUGAAACUAUCCUGGGGAUUACGGAAUUUCUCGGCGGCUUCGGUGCUGGGACACCUAAUUUCCGAGGAUUUUAAGAGGUUUUUUUUUCAUUAAGCAUAAACUGUGAUCGCAUCUGGAUUAUGAAAGAAACAGAGGUGAAAAAAAGAAGAGUGAAACAUCGCGAUUAGAAAAAAAAAAGUUGGAGAAAGGGGAAAUGUGGAGUAAGAGUAGCGUCUACAUUAGGAUGCUGCUGCUCUUACAAUGGAAGUAAAGAACUGUUUUACUGCCGCUGCGCUGCUUUGUCUUUUCUUUUGCUCCGUUUCCAGCCAAGAACUCAACGUUAAAGGCAGGAAUGUGUGCAAAGCACCCGGGUCAUCAAGAUUGGUUUGCUGCAGUGGAUGGGGGCAGCUGGGAGAUGAAUGCCUGACACCCAUCUGUGAAGGCAACUUCACCUGUAAGGAAAAUGAGGUGUGUGUCAGGGCGAAUGAAUGUCGCUGCCGACAUGGAUACUUUGGAGCCAGCUGUGACACAAAGUGCCCUGCCCAGUUCUGGGGCCCUGACUGCAAGGGAAGAUGCAACUGUUACCCUAAUGGCCAGUGUGAUGAUUUGACUGGCAAGUGCACCUGCAACCACAAUCGUUGGGGACCCAACUGCGAGAAUGCUUGUCAGUGCCAAAAGGGCAACUGUGACCAAGACACAGGAAAAUGUACCUGUCACACUGGGUGGUGGGGUCCACACUGCCACAACAUGUGCUACUGCAGCAUAAAUUCUGUCUGCGACGUGAAUACGGGGCGAUGUCUGUGCCAUCCUGGAUGGACGGGGAGGAACUGUGCAAACCAGUGCAACUGUAACGGCUCGCCGUGCGAGCAGUACACGACACGCUGCCAGUGCAAAGACAGGAUGUGGGGUCCUCGGUGCGAUCGAGUGUGCCAAUGCAUCCAUGGCAAGUGCAACAAGGCUGACGGGUCAUGCACCUGCACUCCAGGAUACCGUGGGAAGUUUUGCAGGGAGCCAUGUCCUGCUGGAUUUUAUGGCCAAAACUGCAGAAACAGGUGUGGACACUGCAAGGGUCAACAACCCUGUAAAGUGACAGAGGGCCGGUGUAUCACCUGUGACAGAGGCUGGAAUGGGACACGAUGUGAUCAGCUCUGCUCCAAGGGCUUCUUUGGGGAAAACUGUCAGGAAGUGUGUCCCGCUUGUAAGGACGGUCACCAUUGUGACCCCAUUCAUGGCAAAUGUUCUCACUGUAAUCCAGGAUGGAUUGGGGACAGGUGUGAGGUGCGCUGCCCCAACGGCACAUAUGGCGAGAACUGUGAGAACAACUGCAGCCAGUGUUUUAAUGGCAUCUGUCACGUUGUCACUGGAGAGUGCCUUUGUGACCCAGGCUUUUAUGGCAUCUACUGCAAUAAGACUUGCCAGCCUGGACAGUAUGGAGUCAACUGCAACCAAACCUGCUCCUGCAAUGACAAGAACUGUGACCCUGUGUCUGGUGCCUGUCAUCUCCAGCCCAACCAGCGGAUGGGUGUGAUCGCAGCUGGAUCCUUGGUCUCCUUUUUACUAAUUGCCCUACUUUCUCUACUGUGCUGCUGCUGCCUCUGUCAAGACAAAGACGACCACAACAAAAAAGCCAAGCGGAUUUUGUGCGGACGAUUCAGCCGAAUCAGCACUAAACUUCCCCGUAUUCCGUUGAGGCGACAGAAACUGCCCAAAGUAGUCGUAGCACACCACGACCCAGAGAACACCUUUAACUGCAGCUUCAUUGAGCCGCCCUCAGUCGCCGAGCAGCCCUCCCCCUCCUCAUGGUCCUCCCAGGAGUCCUUCUCUUCCUUUGAGAGCGGAGAUGAAGGGCCCGUUUAUUGUGUUCCGCAUGAAGAAUCCACGAGUGACAGCAAAGGGAAGCAGAGCCCCAACCCUGUGGACGAAAUCUCAGAGGAUGACACAUACAAAGAGGAUGCAGGAGAGUACACUUCACUAAAAGACACGAGUGUCACCAAACCGGAAAGCAAUGAGCAGUCUAUACUCAAGUGCUCUGACAGUGAAAUUUCAAAUAGUGGGUCUGAGUCUGCUGCCCAAUAUGCCUGCAUCGCCCGCCUCUCCAAACAGUCAAAGGAGGAUGAUUGCAGUGGCAAAGAUGGUGAUGGUAACCUUACAUCAGAAGCCAAGGGCAAUGGGAAACCUCCUCCUUCACCUGGCAAGCCCAAACCACGGCCACCAGAUCCAUCUACUAAACCCAAAGUGUCAUGGAUUCAUGGAAAGACAACAGGGUCUCAACAACCAGAGCAACAAGGGGGGAAUAGGCCAUUUGCAGUGUCAAAGGAGAAAAAGAGGAGCACUAGCAACGGCUCAUCAAAGAAUGAAGAGCGUCAUAAAAUAAAAGAAAAGAGUCGGAGCCAACAGAAGAAACUGGAUGGAAAUGAUACUAAUGCAAAUGGAUCGCCUAGCAAACACAAACUGCUACAAGGUAAAAAGUCUGGAGAUGAGCACAGCAGUCCAAGUCACAUGGAGCACAUCAACGGUGUUGUCCAAAAUGCCCUAAAAAUGAUAAGCAGUUUCCGUAGCUCAUCACCUGAGAAGAAGAUUGUUGAAAAUCCAAAGCAGAGUCCUAAAGAGCCACCAAAGAGCCCGAAGGUCAUCCACCCUCAUAUGAAUUCUGAAGCGGCCUCUUUACUGGCCGCACAGCUCAAAGAGAAAACUCAGAGCAUCAACAGGAACGAGGGGACUGGACUGACAAAGACCAAUGGUCUCUCCCUACCAAAGAAUAACCAGGAGAAGCCCACACCUCCACAGAAAGCCAAGAGAACCAACUCCAGUGGACUUAGUCAGCAGGGCUCCACCAAGCCUCUGCUGCCUACCACAAGCAAUCUUCAGAAAAUGGUGGCACCUAUCACCAACAACUUUGGGACCCCCGAAGCCAAGAGCCCGGAGAAGCAGGACUUGAACGGCUCCAGGACGGGGGACCUGCUGGACCCUACACCGAAGAAGACUCCCAUAAAAAAGCCACCUAGGAAGAAAGGCAAAGGUGGUACCCUUGAUACACCUGAAAGUAAAACACCCCAGCAAAAAACAGCCAUAAUGCCACCACAGGUAGUGAAAUAAGUAUUUGGAAAAAUUCUGAGCAGUUUCCAAUUAUUUUCUAAAAGACUGAACAGUUUGUUUAAAGCUAGCAGCAACAUAGCUUUUUAAUCAAUGAACAGCUUGAGGGCAGUGCCUCCAGGAGCAUUCAGAAGUAACAACCUCUUUGACAUAAAAGGCACAACAAAAUUACACCAGGAGGGUGUUUUAUGAUAACCGUAACAGCAUUGUUAACUUUCAAGUGUAUGUAUUCAUGUCGCAACACAACUUUGAAUAGAGCUGAAUACUAUGCAGUAAACAGGGACAUUAUCUAAAAGUUCAUUCAUCUCAGCUGCUGGGCCAUGAGCCCACAUUUAUAUUUAUCUACUGCAUGUAAAAUGAGUAUUGAUUACAUCAACAUUCUUUUUGUUUUGUAGAUUCACUUCUAAUGAGGCUUUUGAUAUGAAAUGUGUUGUCUGCAACAACUAAUGUAAUCCACACAAGUCAGUCGAUGCAUCAAGUGUAAUGAAGUAGAAUGGCACAGGGAAUAGGUUUUAAAUGUGCUUACUGAAAUGUCUUCAAGAGUAUUUCAAGAUGCCUCCAGUAUGGAAAAAGUACUCUCAUGCAUUGGUCAAAUUUAACUUUGAUCCAUGCAUCCACACAAACUGUUUUCAGUAGGGGGGUAAAGUUUGAAAUGGAUUCAUAUCAGGUCACUGAACAGGUCAUUCCAACAAUUUUACUUACUAUCUUGGAAACAGUUUCACUGACAAUGUGUUUAUGAUCAUUGUCUUGUUAAAACAAUCAACCCUGUUUCAUCUUCAGAUUACUACCAGUAUUGUUCUAGUACAUUUUCUAUUCAGUCUUCCAUUGAUUAUGUGAAAUUUACCAGUGACAUUGCUGUGGUGGAGCCCUACACCAUGAUGCCAUCACUCCCAAAUAGAAAGCUUUGUGGUGGAGUGCUACAUUGGGGUUCAUUGUUUGCAUGAUGUUUUGGGGGUGAUAUGCAGUGCCAUUAAUGCUCCAGACUUGGAGUGUACAAUAACAUUAAAAGUAAUUCCUUUUGGUCUCAUUUGACCAGACUACACUCUCCCAAAAUUUGAUUGGCUUGUCCAAAUGUUCUGCAGGAAACACGCAUCAAUAUGCUUUUUCCUCUGCAAUGACGUUUUGUAAAGUGAGUGUGCAUUGAGGCCACAUGGGAUGAGUGCAUUACUUCAUAAAAAGGAAUGUACCUGCUAAUUUCUUUCUGAAGCUUUCUGUGACUAAUUAUUGGCUCUUAGAGAACUUUGCUGAUUAUUCUUUUGACUCCUCUAUCAGAAAUCUUGCAAUGGCUGGUUUAUGGUGUUCUUUCCAAUUUUGAAUGAUGAUCCCAAUGGCUCUAACUGAGACAUUAAAACAAUUAGAAUCAUGUAUGUGACUAAUUCUCUCAGAAUUAGGAUCUGAAGGUCCUGAGAGAGCUUCUUCUAAUUAUGACGUGCUUCUUCUAUGAUACCUUGAUAAUAAGAAAUCCUUUUAAAGGCCAUUAACUAGGACUAAGCCAACUAAUGUUAACUGGCACUGAUGAGGGCAGGAUUUAUUGCUACAAAGAGACUUCAGCUAUUUUCAUGGUAUUCUAUGUCUUUGUGUGGCUUUUUUUGUUCUUAUAUUUGAAGUUUUUAUUACACACUUUCAUUUUUAGAUUUAUUUCUUUGUAAGACUUAGUACUUUGUUUGUUUAUAUGUGUAAUACUUUUGUUGUUGCUGAGUUGAUGUGAAUUUCAUGUCAAUAGCCCCAUCACAAAUACAUUUACUGAGAAAAAUGUUGACCUGUUCAAAACUUAUUUCAUUGCUUUAUGAGUUGUACUGGUGGAAUUUAAAAGAACAAGGGCCAGAAAAAUAGCUAUUAGCAUGUAAUGCACAGACAGUGACAGUGAGUAAUUGGUAGUUUGAUGACUAGAAGCUAACAUUUUUCUAUUCUAACUUGCUUAAAGCAACAUGCAGCAGUAAGCUCUAUACCAAAGAUUUUCAAGAUCAUUCCAGCCUUAAAGAGUUUCUUUGCAGUCUACUCUUGGUAUUAUAUUUUAAAUUUGUAAUUAGUCUAAUGAAUCUGAGUAUUUCUAUGACUAUCUCAAUUAAAAAUACAAAAAAAACCCCAAAAAACUCUGAUCAACCAUCACUCAUUCAAUGGUUAAAAGUGCACAAAUGGAAAUAAGAACAUUUUAAUUCUUCAUUAAUAAAUUCAGCCUAACUAAGCUUUUUUUCCAUGUGAAACUUAAUCAGCAUCACUUGGCCAGCUUUGUCAGAUGUCAGAUGUUGAUUUAUAUGAAAGGAUUUUGCUAAGAUUAAAGAGAAUGUUCUUAGUGUAUUUGGACCACUAAGCUAAAAAAGAGAACCAAAACAAAGUUUUGUUCAACAUUCUGUUACUAGAAAAUCAGGUCACUGUCAAAUUCUUAUUUUGAAUAGAUGUCAGUAAGACAAAUUUUGUGACAAAAAUAGCUUUCCAAGAAUUAAAUAAUACCAGCAGAUUUAUGCUAAAUUUAGGAGGAUGUUUGAAUGUUCUUGCUUUUGACAAAAACUUAAAUGGUACGUUAUCUUGUGUGUAAAACCAAAGUCAUAUCUGCCAAAGGAUUUUGCAACUUGAUUUUACUUCAAGUGCGGACUCCAUAACUUCACAUCCAUGAAAGUAUUUUUGUGGAAUACUAACAAUAAAGUUUUCAGGUAGCAGCUUUUACAACUUGAACUACAUGAACAACUAAUGGCAUAGGAAAUGAUGAUAAUCUGCUUUAGGCAUGUUUUUUGAGAUGAAGAAUAUUACAUUAACAAAAUGUUUCUAUCUUUUUUCAUCAAGGUACAAGCCAUUUCUUUAUUUUUUUCAACGUUUUACUUGUAUACAUUGUGUACUUUUUUAUUAUCUUUGUAAGCUGUGCUUAUAUGACCGUGUGGGUUCCUUUGUUUUCUUUGGUGUGAAUGAACUGGCUUUCAUACUGUAUCAGCUUUUUUUGGUUUUGCUCUGUUGCUUUUUUUGGCUGUUAAUCAAAUCUGCAGAAAGAGUACGUUCCUUCUCUAAAGUUUACAUUGGCUUUGUAAUUGUUCUCUGUUGAUGUUAUUGUUUGUGUAACACUUAACUGCAUGACGCAGAGUGUAAUUAUAUGGCAUUAUAGCUGCAGAGGAAAUGUGUAACCUUUCUGCUUUCUCCAUUUGUUGUUGCAGCUUCCCGUAAGCAAAUCUUAUACAAAAGAGUAUUGUACGAUACUACCAUAAUACCACUGUUGUAACAAGUGCAUAUGCUUAGAAACAUAGUACUGUGUAACUAUUAAGUUGCAGUCAUUUGCUUGAUUGGCCUUUGCCUGGUUUCAUUGCCUUACAAUGCAUUUUUGUAAAGAAGGGCCUAAAGAAACUGCAAAACUGUCGCCAGCUGUAAGAUAUAUUUUGUUUUAUUUGUGUUGUUUAUUUGUUUAACUGCAACUUUGAUUGACUUUUAGCGUAUGGCUGUUAAACUCUGUGUGUUCAUUUAGUUCUUUUGAAUAAAAAAAGCAAUAUGUGUAGCCAAAGUGGAAA
Poeciliopsis prolifica (blackstripe livebearer) is the source of this 6879-nucleotide messenger RNA. RefSeq names its product scavenger receptor class F, member 2 (gene scarf2). Lineage: Eukaryota; Metazoa; Chordata; Actinopteri; Cyprinodontiformes; Poeciliidae. Gene Ontology annotation, molecular function: scavenger receptor activity. The transcript is spliced from 11 exons. The record is from RefSeq and is a predicted model, not a curated record. The coding region runs from base 557 to 3391 and encodes 944 amino acids.